GAACAGCGCUCCCCGACACGCGGCUGCUCCGCAUUCUGCCCUGCUCGAACAGUGCGAUUACCAAGCCUGCCUGCGAAAGGGCGCCGCUCCGCGGGAGAGGCGGUAAAUGCGCUCCGGCGCCUCGGGAUUCCCCUCCGGCGACUCUCCCUGCCGCCGGCCAAUCAGGAGUCAGGGCGAAAGGAAAAGGGCACGGAGCGCGCUGUGACGUCACCCGGCCGGAGCCGGGAGCGGCGGCUGAGGGUGCGGAGGGGGAGGAGCAAAGAGAAACUGGGAGGCGGGACACCCACCUCCACGUGAUUAACGAGCACCCUUACGGGCCAAUCGGGAGAGCGGUAGGAUGAAGCGGGUCCGUUUGGCAGGUCCGUCGGCCAAUAAGAGCUCGGAGCAGGCCAACCGGCGAGGCGCCGCCGCCCAAUCGCGAUCCGGAGGGCGGGUUAGGAAGCGCUGAGGCGGCUUCGGGAUCCUGCCUGGGUUUUGUGAGGGAAGCGGGUUGAGGCGGAGAAGAAGUGGAAGGAGCGGCCGAAGCCCAUGAGGGAAGCAUUGAGUCACUGAGGAUCUGAUCAGUUGCCUUCACUCCGAGUUCUGUACUGCUCUUUUUAGUCAGCUCAUCUCAGUUCCUUGAACAGCAGGGCGAUGGCUGCCGUGGUGGAACAGGAAAGUGAAACCCAACUGUGCAGCAAUUGCAAAAAAGAAAUUCCUGCGGCAAACUUCACCAUCCAUGAGAUCCAUUGCAGUCGAAACAUAGGGGUAUGUCAUAUCUGCAAGGAGUCUUUCCCAAAAUCGGAAAUGAGGAGCCACCAGGAGCUGGAGCACACGCAGGUUGUCUGUAAGUGCAGCAUGAAGAUGGACAGUGGUCUUUUGCAGGAGCAUGUGGCUGCAGAGUGCCCCUUGCGCCCCGUGGCCUGCCAGCACUGCGAUAUUGAGCUUGCAUUCAACAAACUCCAGGACCAUGAGGACUACUGUGGCGCUCGAACUGAGCGAUGUAGCAGGUGCAGCCGCAACAUUCUGCUCAGAGAUCUGAAGGAGCACCCUGAGGACUGCAAGAGGGAGGCUGAGGAAGCAAGAGUCGGCCAAGCCCGGCCCUGCUUGAACUCCGAACCAGUUUUGCAUAGCGUUCAGACAGUCAGGAAUGUCCUCCAUCCAGACAACUCUGCACGAUCCCUGCCAAGGUUGAGCCGGUUUCCUGAAAGUAGGCUUUAUAACUGUCUCUCGGGUGACCAGCUGCCCAGUGAGCGCAACAGAAGGAACAUUGCUCUAUCGCAGCCAGAUCAGAAUCAAGUCCACCUGGAAAAGAUGACAGCCCCCUUGCCUUUUGGUGGAGAGCCAGAUUGCAACCUGGAUUACCUGCUGGCUCUUAGCUUGCAACAGGAAAACAGCUCUCAUGAGCACAGUGGCACACAGAUCCGGAGGGAUCUCUGGAAAAAUAUCUGCUCCGCCAGAGCUAAAGCAGCUGAGGACUUUGUUGACGCAAAUGACCCCGGUAUCUUCUCUGGGGGUUUGCUGGCACCUGCUAAUCAUGCUUUAAACAGGCCCAAAGCUGAAACACUGCUGCCUUGUGAGUUUUGUGAGAAGCUGUUCCCGGAGGAAGAUCUAAUCCUUCAUCAGACUGGCUGCAAUCCUGUCAGCGCUUUGGCAUCCUUCAGCAAGAGAAGCUCUUUUGUCCCUCAGGCUGAACGUCUUCAGGAUCUCUGGGAACAGCUGCAGAGCAGUCAGUCUGCUGGAAGCAGGGAAACUGUUCCUCUGCUGCAUGACUCUUCCAGCAGCCUCAUGCUCCCUUGCGAAUUCUGUGGCGUCCAGCUGGAAGAAGAGAUCCUCUUCCAUCACCAGGACCAGUGUGACCUGCGUCCAGCCACUGCCCCCUCAAUAGGAAGAGCCCCAUCACAGCAAGGGACUCUGGCUGUGGAUAACUUGGAGAGAACACGCUCGCCAGAUCUGCCUAGAAGACGGAUCCGGCAUCAAGGGGAAAUCUCACCUCAGUACCUUGAGGAGUUCAGGCCGCAGAAGUCUCCCCACCCCAUCAGAGGGAAUCCCUCCCGCAACAAUCUGGUGGCUGCCAGACACAUUCAGCAGGCCCCUCCCAACAACACAAGAGAUGACAAUCUUGGGCCUUCAGAACGAGGCAAACCCAAGGAGCUGGGUAUUGGUGGUGGUGGUCGUGAAAGAGUGCUGAGUGACCAUGCAGCUGUCCCCCUCCCCACCAGACGCUGUCCCUUCUCCGUCUCUCCUAGUGGUUAUGUGCCCAGCUUCCCUGUCACAGUUCCAGCUCGGCCCAGCCUGAGAAGAGAAGGUGUCAGGAGUCCUACUAGCCCUUCCCAUUACAACAACACCAAGGUGAAAUCGUGGCAAGCUGAAUCAGACUACCCAGACAAAGAGCAAUAGGGAAAGGGCCUUCCCAGGGCAAGUGGGUUUGCCUCUGCCUCUGUUCCCGCAUAAGGUCUGGCUGCAGUAGGGUUGGUUUCAGUGUGACA
Messenger RNA from Zootoca vivipara (common lizard), 2468 nucleotides. RefSeq names its product TRAF-type zinc finger domain containing 1 (gene TRAFD1). Lineage: Eukaryota; Metazoa; Chordata; Lepidosauria; Squamata; Lacertidae. The record is from RefSeq and is a predicted model, not a curated record. Gene Ontology annotation, biological process: negative regulation of innate immune response. Gene Ontology annotation, cellular component: mitochondrion.